Exaiptasia diaphana is the source of this 3788-nucleotide messenger RNA. Its product is annotated as neuropeptide Y receptor type 6-like. Gene Ontology annotation, cellular component: membrane. The transcript has a single exon. The coding region runs from base 1167 to 2189 and encodes 340 amino acids. Gene Ontology annotation, biological process: G protein-coupled receptor signaling pathway. The record is from RefSeq and is a predicted model, not a curated record. Lineage: Eukaryota; Metazoa; Cnidaria; Anthozoa; Actiniaria; Aiptasiidae. Gene Ontology annotation, molecular function: G protein-coupled receptor activity.
AAUGGUUCUCUAAUAAAAACCGAAAUAUUGCUCAAACUGUCUAAUUCUAUUCUAUAUUGAGUAUAUCUACUAGGAAUAUAAAUAUAUUUGGUAUUACAUUCAUUUUGUUAUGUGGUAGUUUCUUAUGACAUAACAGAUACAAAGUAUUUUUUUUCUCUGAGGGUGUAUAUAAACUAAAGUUAAAACCCUAUUAUGCUUAAAGCGAUUUGAACCACGUAGUAACAAAAAUUAUUUAAUUCUUAACCCGCGAAAAUUUCCUUACACCCUCAAGGUAUAGUUAGACCCUUGUUUGCUAAAGUACCACUGAGGACCAAAAACCAAAUUGAAUUAUUUUCGCGGGCUAAACUUAAAAGCAAUCAGCGAGAUGAUSGAUCGAUUGGUAAAAAUACCAAUUGUGUUAUAAGCAGAUUUUAUUCGUACUGUUGUGUUUUGUUGACACUCGGCUGUUACCUACUAAAAGAUGUUUUCUCAACGGGCUAACGAAAGCCAACCCAAUCAAUUAUGCGUUUUCGCGGAUACAUCUAUAUGACAGAUAUAUCGUCCGCUGCAAACCUAUACAUAUUUAAGGCACCAUAGCUGCUAUGAGUUCAGUUUUCAGUCGAUAACCCCUGUACUUCGAAUAUGCAGUGUAUUAUUCUGGGACACCUUUAAUGCGACCGAAACUUUCAUAUUAAUCCGAACAGUAUGAUGUUAAUUGAUAUGAAUUUGUAUUUUUUAUGGACUUUCUAUUACGAAAUAUGAAUUAGGGUUUGAGGACCUUUAUGUCACUCACAUAUGUCAGUAUAUUAYUGGCAGUCCCAACAGGUGCAAGAAGAUCUUUGUUGAUAAAAGAGAGUAUUUUGAGUGCGUGGAAUCACGAAUAUUUGACGACUUGUUGUUGUUUGGAACAUGAUUAUGWGAUAUUACUCCCCCUGAUGGUGAUUAUAAACGUGAUUCACUUAUCUGGGCCAAGAAGUGGAAAUGAAUUCUAGUGUAUCUCAAGACUUCAAAGCAUUUUAAGAUAUCAGUUUAGCUCUCUUAUGUCUGAUUUAAGCUCUUUGGAAUUAUGGUUUUAAACUAGCCAAUAGCAAGCCUUGCCUGCCAGCAUAUAUACUAAUACCGUUAGGCCAAUCAAUGUAGUAUUCCACCUCCAUCGUCUGCGCUUGUUGACCAYCAGAGRMCGAAUCAUGAGCGCCAACAGUUCAAACUACAGUUUUUGUCUCKURGGCACUGUGGAYUCGAAGUGGGAAAAUGUUGUUAUGGUAUUCGUCUCCUCGGUUAUAGGACUGUUAGCUCUUACAGGGAACACUCUKAUACUCUUCGUUUUCAAGACGAGCCGAAGGAUGAAAAACACCACGGAUAUUUUGAUUGCUAACCUAGCUAUCGCUGACAUUCUCUUCACUGUCAUUGCGAUUCCUAAACACAUCAUUGGUUUCCAGAUAGGACAAGAAAGAUGGUUGUUUAGCGGUACUUAUGCUGUUGUUAUGUGCAAGUGCACAGCGUUCCUUCAAGAUCUAGCGGUUGUAGUGUCUGUAUUGACAAUCAUGCUCAUCACGAUUGACAGAUUUAUCGCUAUAUCUCAGCCAUUCCGUGGCUACACWCUACAGCAUAGAACAUGUGCCAUUCUAGUGAGUCUGACAUGGGUCAUUGGUGUGUGCGUUCAUGGGGUGUAUAUCGAGAAAUUUUCGCUAAGUCACGACRAMGGACCCUACCCAGAAUGUACAAUCACUGACUGGGACCAGCACACAAAACAUAUGUACUUCAUAGCACUGUCCCUGUGUCUUGCAAUCGGCCCUAUGUGCUUCAUAAGUGUUGUGUAUACCAUAAUUUUCUUCAGCUUACGGCGUCAGCAGCGAAGGAUCGGAAUCUCUUUGUCGGAUCCCCAAAACGUUCAGAGAUCUUUGMGMCARCGGAAGAUCCUCUAUCUUUCCUUCGCUAUCGUGCUAUCAUUCGUUGUUUGUUGGGCGCCUUUGAAUUUGUUUACUUUUAUGGCCAUGUUCCAACUAGGAUCGAUAAGUGAAUGUACUUUUCUGUUUGAAAUUGGGAUGUUCGCGGCUCAUGCGAGUGCGGCGGUGAAUCCCAUCAUCACAUUCAUGUUUAGCUCCAAAUUCCGCAGCGCAUUAAGAGAGAUUUUACGACGCUGGAAACGAAAACAACAGGCUUUGAAGUCAACGAACACAACGAAUAUAGAACUACAAAUACUGAACUAAUUUGCGUUCAAAAGGGGGCUAAUAAAGAGACUAUUAUUAUUACUAUAUACAUGCAUUUUGGAAUCGAGAUCCUUGUGGGGAAUUUUCUGUUCUAUUCGUGAGACGUCAUUCAGUUAGUCUCUUUAGAACACUAACGAAAAGCAGAAAACAACUGAAACAAUACGUUAUAUUGUUGUUAGUCAAACAAGUCAAAACCAAUUCAAGAAGCUGACGUUUUUCUCCAUUGUAUAGCACUGGAUUACUUAGCCAAACGGCUGAUAUUUAGAUAAGGAGAUGUUUCUAUUCUCCUGGACUAGUGCGUCAUGCGCAUAAAGAUAUCAUCGAUCUUUUUUCUCAGUCAAAAAACAAAUAAAACAAAACUAACAUCAACCAAGACAACAAAACUGAUGUCCGUUUCUUUUAAUGGCGGCAGUCUAUCGAAGAAGCCGCGUUCCGCUCUGUUUGUUUGACAAGUACUGGAUUACUGAACCAAGACUGUAGUGUCGGAAUAAUGAAGUUUGUCACUUCUGUCGAUGUUUUUUUCUCGCAUUACUGAAGGAACUAGCUUAAAUCAGUAUUCAACUUCCAUUUCACUGCAGCUACUCUCUACACGAGUCUAUGAUGAUGAUUAUAAUAGCAGAAUAAAUCCGGGAUAUAUGAAGAUACUUUGAUUAAGAUGAUAAUGAUGAUGAUGAUGAUGAUGAUGAUGAUGAUGAUGAUGGUGGUGGUGUACUAUAACAGAUUUAUAUGUUCUGAUUAUAAAGUAAUCAUGACAUUAGAUAUAAGUUUUUUUUUUAAGAAAGUGCAGGUCGCUCAAAACAAUGUCAAUAAUAAAACCCAGUAGUACGUGCAACAAAGAUUUUAUGUAUAAUAUGUAUUCUAAAUAAGGUGUGCAACGUCAUCAGGGGGUGUAGUUCACGCCAUUUGCACCUUGAUAUUAUCUUUCCUAGGACAAACGCUAUUAGCAAUAUUUUUGAUUCUUGAGCUAUGAAUGUUUGUGUGCUAUGGACGUAAUCUUGUCUAUAGGUUGGAAUUAAAUGUAUUGCUCUAUAGCUUAAAACGGUCCAAAUCUUAAAAUAUUGAGGCUUUGUUUGUACAAGAGAAAAUCGAACAGUUAAGCUGGCUAGCUCGCUUUCCAAGCAGCACUUCUAUUCCCGCAAUUCCAUCGCACUAUUACUUGAAAUACAAAGAAACAAAAGAGAUUAGCACUGAAUAAGUGAUUAGUAUACUAAUGUGAAAAUGUUCAUGAAAAAAACUUGUUAAUAUGCUGUAAUUUAAAAUUAAAGUUACCGUUUCCAUAAAUUUUGGUGUUAUUUUCCCUGAUUUUGUAUGAAAUCUCUUGAAAUUUCAUAUUAAGUUUAUAUUUGAAAGCGGGCUAGCCCUUUGUGAAUAAUAUAACUGUAUAACCAAGACAUAUAUGAUUGUAAAGUAGCAAAAUUUCAUUUGAUUUGCUGAUUGUAAACUCAUUAUGUGAACUGCUAAGUCAAGUUUGAGUCUAGCAUGAUUUCACGGCCUUGCGGUGCUGGUGGAUUCGUCGCUAAACUCGUAUUUCUCUAUCGCACAUAAUAAUUAAUUAUCUUAAUUAAAUGGAAUUAAAAAAGCCCUGAUAAAUGUUGUAAA